AUGGUACUGGCACUAUCGGACUCCAGGUCCCGACAUAAAUAUAACCUGGAGAAGGAGCGCACUCGCAGCGCACAAGAACUAAUGCGAGUAGAGCGCGCCCACACCAAGACCGUGACGGGGCUGAUUAAAAGAGAAAAAGAACUGGCCUCAGAUUGGAUAGUGCCAGAAAAAGAAAUCAAGAAUACCUUGACGGAAGCCAAAAACAUACGCAGUUGGCUGGACUUGAAACCCAGGAGCCAUUCGGGAAAAUCAGUGAGAUCCAGGGUGGACUCAAAGAACAGGAAAAAAAAGCGGAUCAAAGCCCUCCAGGACUUCGCUAAAGAUGGACGCAGCGGCCAAGAAACUCCGCAAACAUUUCCUCUCUACAAGGCAAGGUGGAGAUCUAUCGAA
Messenger RNA from Iphiclides podalirius (scarce swallowtail), 390 nucleotides. NCBI's taxonomy places the organism in Eukaryota, Metazoa, Arthropoda, Insecta, Lepidoptera, Papilionidae. The record is from the annotation of a GenBank genome assembly.